Molecule: messenger RNA, 1983 nt
Organism: Plasmodium fragile
Lineage: Eukaryota; Apicomplexa; Aconoidasida; Haemosporida; Plasmodiidae
Exons: 9
Coding region: 1-1983 (660 amino acids)
Biological process (GO): RNA processing
Cellular component (GO): nucleus
Molecular function (GO): RNA binding
Source: RefSeq, a predicted model, not a curated record
AUGUAUGCUCAACUGAACAGAAACAAAAAGAAGAAAAAAGAUAUCGACGAUGAAAAGUUAAAUGAGCAAGAAGCUGCGAAAAUUUACGCAGAGUUUGUCCGGUCGUUCGAGGGAAGCGCCUUGGAAAAGGGAAACAAAUUCGUCAAAAGUGGAAAAGUGUUGAACCCCUCAAGCACUCUGUAUGUGCCAGCUGAAGAUGAAAGUAGGAAGAAGCCCAACAGCAAAUUCAGCAGGGGGGAUUACUCAUAUGAAGAAAAAAAGAAGGAAGAAAAAAGAGACAACAACAAAAAUGACACGGGGAAAGUAAAGGAAAUUGAUAGUUUUUUAGAAGAAAUUAAGUUAAAGCAGAAAAUUUUGGAUGAGAGGAAAGUUUUAAAAGAAAAAGCCGAGCUAGCGAAAUCUGAAGAGGAGAAACUUAAAAUUAAGAGGAAGCUAAUAGAGAUCGAAAAAAAUGAAACGCUCUUUUCGUACGCCCCAAGAAAGGACAGAGUGGCCAACUUGUACCUGGGAAAUUUAUCUCCAGAGGUGACUGAGGAGUACCUGUGCCAACGCUUUGGAAAAUUUGGAAAAGUGAACAGCGUCAAAAUUAUGUAUCCACGAACAGAUGAAGAUAAAAAGAAGGCUAGAAUUAGUGGAUUCGUUUGUUUUGAAAAUAGAGAUGAUGCAGAAAAUGCAAGGGAUGCCCUGGAUGGUGUGGAAAUGUUCGGAAAUAUUGUGAAGGUCGGUUGGAGUAAAGCCAUACCAAAGAAUUUAAACAUGAACAAAAGUGAAUAUAAUCAGUUUAACUAUGAAAAAAGUAAUUUGUAUCAUACUGGUUAUAAUAAAAAAAUAGAGAUUCUAUUACCAGAGGAUCGGAAGACCAAGAGAAUAAUUGAUUUGUUAGCCAAGUAUGUUACGGAGGAAGGAUACACAUUUGAAGAAGCUAUAAAAAGGAAUGAGAAGGAUAAUCCGGUGUUUACAUUUCUCUUUAACACAUCUGAUUUGUUUUAUUACUACAAGUGGAGAGUUUUUUCUUUCGCUCAAGGAGAUAGUUACAAAAAUUGGAGAGCGGAUCCAUUUCAGAUGUUCGAGAAUAGUUAUGUGUAUGUGCCACCGAUACAAAAGAACGCCAAAAAGGUCGUGUCAAAGAAGGACAAAAGUAGAAACAAGAAGAACAAAAUAGACGAGAAAAAGAAGGAAAAGCUAAUUAACAUUAUAAACAACUUGAAUAGGAAGAGGGUGAGCAUAUGUCGCGCCAUGAUAUUCUGCACACGGCACAGCGACUUCAGCGAGGACAUUGUGAAAACCAUGUCGAAUUAUUUGACCGAUUUGAAGUACGACAUGUUGAAAAAGAUAAACCUGGUCUAUUUGCUGUCGGACAUUCUGUACAACUGCAGCAACCAGUUUUACUCGUCCUGGUCCUAUCGCAAGCACAUCGAAGAAGAGCUACCUCGGAUAUUUUUCCAUUUUCGAAAAAAUAUCAAAAAGUGCGAUAGCAAAAUAAAAGCAAAAAUGUUCACAGAUUCGAUUAUGAACAUUUUUGACAUGUGGGAUGUUUGGGCAAUUUAUAGCUCCAUCUUUAUGAAUGGUUUGAAAUGCCUAUUAACAAAUAAGAAGUUAAGUUAUGUAAAAAAUGAAAUUCACGAGUCGGACAGUGAGGCGGACUUGGAUGGAACAAAAGUUGAAUUUUUCGAUGAAAUAAAAAGGUAUCCUUUAAAUAUGAGGAGAAAUGCAUAUUUAUAUUUCCAAAAGGAGGAAACACAUUUAAAUCGAUUAUGUGAACAAAGGGGUUUGUAUUUUGACGACAGUUUCAAAAGAAAAAAAAAAGUAAAAUAUUUAAUACUGUAUGAUGAGUUUUGCAGUAAUCUUAAUAGUGCGCUGAAUGAGAUGGGAAAUUUAAACGUUAUGUUCCCCAGUGACGGCAAAAAGGUUCCUGCGUUUGUCAACGACACGAAUGAUGCUGCUUUCCAUGUGCAGGAGAGGAGUUUCAAUCAUGUGUCUUGA